Molecule: messenger RNA, 2706 nt
Organism: Bactrocera latifrons
Lineage: Eukaryota; Metazoa; Arthropoda; Insecta; Diptera; Tephritidae
Gene: pk
Product: protein prickle
Exons: 3
Coding region: 102-2276 (724 amino acids)
Source: RefSeq, a predicted model, not a curated record
GUUACUGUCACUCAUUGACGGAUGAGGAACGCAAGGAACUUCGCCUAUUCUCCACACAGCGCAAACGUGACGCUCUCGGACGUGGCAAUGUCAGACAGCUGAUGAGUGCGCGCCCCUGCGAUGGUUGUGAUGAAUUGAUUUCCACCGGCGACAUUGCWGUAUUCGCAACACGCCUGGGGCCGAAUGCUUCGUGGCAUGCCGGUUGUUUCAUUUGCUGCAUUUGCCAUGAGCUGCUAGUCGAUCUCAUUUACUUUCAUCGCGAUGGCCGCCUCUAUUGUGGACGUCAUCAUGCGGAGACAUUGAAGCCGCGCUGCUCUGCCUGUGAUGAGAUAAUCCUUGCCGAUGAAUGCACUGAAGCGGAAGGACGUGCCUGGCAUAUGAACCACUUCGCGUGUCAGGAGUGCGAGAAGCAGCUGGGCGGUCAACGUUAUAUAAUGCGCGAAGGCAAACCUUAUUGUCUGCUCUGCUUCGACGCGAUGUUCGCCGAGUACUGUGACUACUGCGGCGAGUCCAUUGGUGUGGAUCAGGGUCAAAUGAGCCACGACGGCCAGCACUGGCAUGCGACGGACGAAUGUUUCUCUUGCAACACAUGUCGCUGUUCGCUUUUGGGACGCGCCUUUUUGCCGCGUCGCGGUUGCAUUUAUUGUUCGAUUGCUUGCAGUAAAGGUGAACCCCCCACACCAUCAGAUAGCUCAGGUACUGGGAUGUACACCACACCGACACCGCCAACGCAACGUGUGCGCCCGCAAACGCGCAUACCUAGCAGUCAUGCAUCCAGUUCACCGCCAAUGUCACCAAUGCAACAACAACAGCACCAGAAUAGCUUCAAUCAAGCGAUGUAUCAGUUGCAGAGCCAACAGAUAGCGGCGGGUAUAGUUUGUGCGGGUACGGGUAGUGGACCAACCGCCAGCGGUGUGAAUGAUGAUAGUGAUAGAGUGGGUGAUAGCGCUGCGCCAGUCAGUAUUGCAGGCGACGUGACGCUUAGGGAUCCAACGAAACAAAGCUACCCAACAUCAGACUCUGACGGCGGUGUGGYCAAGGAUUUGGAACAUGCGAUUGGUAGUCGCAGUGCUGGUGAUUUUACAGACUUCUCAGGUGGUGCKCCUUCAACAUCUUCACAAAAUCUAUCACCGCUGAUCUCACCCGGCGAAUACACACAUUUGAUGCCUCAACCAAUGGAGCUGAAAUCUGAAGCUGCUUACAACUUCAAUGAGAUGUCUCUCAACUUAGAUGCAGCUUGGCCUAGUAAGCCGCCGCACACUGGCUCACAUACAUAUAAUCUACCGCGUCAUAUGCAACAUGUUUCGAAAAUGGAAAGCUCUAUGACCUCAAGUAUGCCCGAACUGACUGGACGACCGGCCACACAGCCACCAACGACUGGCACACACAUUACCUCGCAACAAUUCGCACAAGACUAUGGUGAGCCGAUCACUUCACCACUACCCUCCGACAUUGGUGAGCUACCCACACCCAAUUUGUCGGUGGCUUCGACCGCGCUACCGCCCGAAUUGAUGGGCUCACCCACAGCUUCCGGCGGUGAGCGUUCAAUUACCUCGCCGCAAUCUACGCAGUCCGGUCAGCCACCCAUACAUCCGGUGUCCAUACUCAGCGGCGCUUCGUCCUCAUCACCAAUGAGCGGCGCAACAGGUGAGGUUAAAAAGAAAGGUGUACGCUUCGAAGGUUUACCACCAGACCCACUGCCACGUUCGCGCAGUUAUUCCGGCAACGGCGCGGGCACACGCGACCGUGACCGCGAUCGGGAUCGUGAUCGUGAUCGUGACCGAGCCCGCGAYCGCGACCGCGACCAUGAGAGGAGCAGGAGUAAAGACUGCUGUAGCGGUGAGCGUUCCUCCGACGGCAGCGGUCAUCACUCAUCGCGCCGCAGACGUCGUCGCAAAUCAUCGGGUCAUCGCAGCAAUGGUUACCGCUCGCAUUCCACAACGCGCGCCGACACCUACGUAACAACACAACCGCUCUCCUCCUCCUAUCAAGGACCACCGUCGGUGUUGCAACGCGCUUCAAACACCAGCAGCGCCUCCGCAGCACAGCCUGUCACGCAUUGUGGCGACGACGAAUCGGAUGAUGCCUCGAGCGUUUGUUCAACUUGCUCGUCAUCCUCGUCCUCCUCCGAAGACUAUAUGAUGUAUCAAUUGCCGCAGCGGCGACAUUAUGGCGGUGUACGCGUCAGCUAUGUGCCCAACGAUGCGCUCGCCUAUGAUCGCAAACGAAAGCCGACGGAUAUGAGUGACAAGGACAAGAACUGUAUUAUUUCGUGAUGCGUUGUUGUAGUGUUGUAUGAAGUUGCGAGGCAAGCGCGUAUCAGCAGCCAUUAAGAGUUGCCAGUCAGCGUAACAGUGGAAAUGGGCGGCAGUGCCGCUGGCAAUCGAAGCCUAUAAUAUUAAAAUAAAAACAAAAAGUACAACAGAAUUUAAAUGUAAAGCAUAAUUAAAAAGAGGCAACAAUUAUUUAAAAUUAAAUAUAUGURCAUGGCUUCCAGGCACACUAAAUCAAAGCGGCGGCGGCGGGUAUCAAAGCGUUGGCACUUACCAUCUGACAUAAUUAAUGAUUUAUAAAUUGCUUUAGYGAUGAGUUAUGUUGAAAGAGGAAAUUAAAGUGUAAUUGAAAACUUGAAAAACAGAAAUUAAUAAAUGCUACUUCGGAAUAAGUGAAGYAGAAUAAAUUUUGGAGAUUAAAUUACAAUAAAAA